Messenger RNA from Daldinia caldariorum, 1929 nucleotides. RefSeq names its product TMP-TENI-domain-containing protein. Gene Ontology annotation, biological process: thiamine biosynthetic process. Gene Ontology annotation, molecular function: ATP binding; thiamine-phosphate diphosphorylase activity; magnesium ion binding. The record is from RefSeq and is a predicted model, not a curated record. The transcript is spliced from 4 exons. The coding region runs from base 97 to 1719 and encodes 540 amino acids. Gene Ontology annotation, cellular component: cytoplasm. Lineage: Eukaryota; Fungi; Ascomycota; Sordariomycetes; Xylariales; Hypoxylaceae.
GGAUGUAUCUAAAUUUAAGGUACUUAGGUACCGAAGACAAAAUGUAGCAGUCAACAAAAGGCCUCGCCGUCGCUAGCUUCUCAUUAGCUUAUAUGGAUGAUAUAUAUUAAGUAUACAUGUUCAUACUUUUUCUUUCUUUUUAGAAAAAUGCCGAAGCACGAAGUAGAUUACUCGUUAUACCUGGUGACAGACUCGACGCCCGCCAUCCUCGGGGACGCGGACAUAUGCGAGGUGGUGGAAGCGGCGCUGAAGGGCGGCGUCACAUGCGUCCAGUACCGGGACAAGACCAGCGACACGGGCGUGCUGGUGUCGACGGCCCGGAAACUGCACGAGGUCACGAGGAGGUACAACGUCCCGCUGCUCGUUAACGAUCGCCUGGAUGUUGCGCUCGCGGUCGGGUGCGAGGGCGUGCAUAUCGGACAGGAUGACCUGGAUUUACCCACGGCUAGAAAAAUUCUAGGAGAAGACGCUAUCAUCGGCGUCACUGUGAGCAAUAUUACCGAAGCAGAGGCCGCUGCUAAAGGAGGUGCCGACUACCUGGGGAUUGGGACUGUGUUUGCUACGCCUACAAAAGAAAACACAAAAAGCAUUAUUGGUGUAGAGGGACUCCAGCAGAUCCUACUCAAGAUCGCCGCCGAGAAUUGGCCCGUGAAGACCGUAUGCAUCGGAGGCAUCAACGCGUCCAACGUAUCGCGCGUAGUAUGGCAGAGCUCCGCCAAGGGGAAAUCGCUCGACGGCGUGGCGGUAGUAAGCGCCAUCAUGGCAUCCGGGGACCCGGAGGCCGCAUCGCGAGACCUUGCGCAACUCGUGAAGUCGCCGCCGGCGUUCGCCCGAUCCGUCGCGAGGCUGGGGCAGCAGAUGAGGUCAGCGCAGGAGCUGCUGUCCCUCGUGCCGUACGUCCUCAGAGCGGUGGACAGCAGGAACCCGCUGUCGCACAACAUGACCAACCUCGUCGUCCAGAACUUCGCCGCCAACGUCGCGCUGAGCGUCGGCGCCAGCCCGAUCAUGGCUAAUUACGGCGAGGAGGCGGCCGACCUGGCGAGGCUCGGGGGCGCGCUGGUUAUUAAUAUGGGAACUGUUACGCCCGAGGGUCUGACGAACUAUUUGAAAGCACUUAAGGCGUAUAAUGAUGCUGGGCAGCCCGUCGUUUACGACCCCGUUGGUGCUGGUGCAACAGCAGUCAGGAGAUCCGCCGUCAAGACGAUCCUAGGCGGCGGGUACGUCGACGUGCUCAAAGGCAACCAGUCGGAAAUCCUCUCCUGCGUACCGGGGGGGUCCAACGUGCAGCAGCGGGGCGUGGACAGCGAGUCCGGGAGCCGGAACCUGCAGGAGCUCGGGACCGCGAUCAAAGAGCUAGCGCGGCUGCGCCGACACGUGGUCGUGAUGACGGGAAAGACGGACCUGGUGACGGCCGGGGAGACGGUGUUCGCGAUCGAGAACGGCCACGAGUACCUGGGGGCGGUGACGGGCACGGGGUGCUGCCUGGGCACGACGAUCUCGGCGGCGGUCGCGGCGCACCCGAAUGACAAGCUCGCCGCGACCGUCGCCGCGGUCCUGUACUACGGCGUCGCGGCGGAGCUGGCGGCCGAGAGGCCCGAUGUUAAGGGCCCCGGUACGUUUGUGCCGGCGUUCAUCGACGAGCUGUAUAACGUGAGGAAAGCUACUGUUCGGGGGGAUCUCGAAUGGCUUAAGAGAGCGAAGGUCACGGUGGUGUCUUGAUCUAGGUACCUAGGUAGUGUAUACCCAUCCAUCUGAUUUAUUAAUAGCUUCUUGAAUAUACUUAUUAAUAAGGGGAUACAUAGGUACAUAUUAUAAAUAGAUGUUAGGUGUGCAAUGUCUUUCUAUGUAACUUACUUAGGUACUUACCUAGGUUAGGUAGUGUAAUACAUCCCGUCCUUCUAUUCGUGAUUUACUAUAUGGUUUAUGAAG